AUGCAGGAUACCACGGUCGGCAACGACCCUAGACCAACCUCAGCCCGAUCGAACAGCAGCUUCUCCUCUCAGGUCCUCGACCCAGCUAUCAACAUGACUACCGACACCUCGCGCCCUCCGCCUGAGUCGCUGGCGCCGCCGAGCGGCCCGCCCAAGAAGCGUGCGCGCAAUAACUCGAAUGUGACAGAGCGCCGCGAGUCGUUUGCGGCCAAGUCGUCUUCCCCGAACGGAGAUAAGAAGGACCCUCACUCCAUUCUCGUUCGAGAGAAGAAACAAAAGGCGUGCGCAAACUGUCGCCGAGCAAAGCUCAAGUGCAUCGUUGAAGAGAAUGAGUCCGACUGUGUCCGCUGCCGUGCCCGCAAGGAGCGGUGUAUCUUCUACCCCAGAGGACAUGACGAGGAUUGGCAGCAGACGCUGACAGCUGACGUGUACAAUGGCCUGCAGCACCUGUCUCAGAUGUCUGCUGCGGUUCACCACAUCCUGGAACACCUCACGCGACAGGGCGCAGUUCCUCCGAUGGAACAGCCCUUCCAGAGAUAUGAGGUUCCUGAGCGGGAACUAGCGGUGCUGCAGGGAUGGGGAGCUGAGCGUAAUCGCGAGCUUGCCGCAGAGGCAAACCGCAAGCGCAGGCGUAGCAAGAAGUCCGAGGACGACAUGGACGACUCUGCACUGUCCAUGGCGCCCUUCCCUCCCGACUACAAGAUGAUGGACGUCCACCAUCAGCAGGGCAUCCGCCCCUCAGACGUGCACAUGCAGCGUCUGGAGCGGAUCAACAGUUCUCCUGAUGCGAUGACGUUCCCCCCGGGACAGGGACCAAACAACUAUGGUGGUCCUAUGGGACCCGUGGAGAUGGGUGGCUUCAGGCCCAACGGACCGAAUGGCCCCCAUGGACCUAACGGACCCAACGGCCCCAACGGUCCCCCCGGCAUGCACCCAACCCCCACCUCGUUGCCCGCUAUCUCUCCUGUGGAGACUACGCACUUCAGCGCGUCAUCCGUCGACAGCACGCAGCCCGGCCCCGUUUCAGGUCCGAUGGCACCGCCUUCAAACCCUAGCAGCAGCACUCAAGGCAUCUUCGGGCUGCUGAAUGAAUCACGUCCGGCUCAAUCGCCGAGCUCUCAGGCACCGCCGAACCCAGCGUCCUUUGCCAGUGAGCAGCUCGGUUCCGCCGAUCCGCGCCCAAACAUCAUCAAGCGAGGACUCAUCGGAAACGGCGAGGCUAUCAGCCUUGUUAAUUACUUCCACUCGAAACUGUCGCCAUGGCUCUUUGGCUACCGCCUCGAGUUCUGCAAGUUCCCUUACAUCCCCCAGGGGCCCAGCACGAUUACGCCCUUCAUUCUGAGCGUCAUGUGCCUCGUUGCCGCGGAGCGCGUGCCCAAGUCCCACGAGCACCGCCCGGUCCUGGCGCGCGAGGUCACGCAGCUGCUCGUGAACUCUCCCGCGGACAGCUUCAUCUCGACGCUUGACACACCCUUUGGUGGCGGUACCGGCGCUAAGGACGAGGAUGGCGAAGAGGAACUGGACCCGGAAUUGGGAAUCGGACCUGAGGAGAUCAUCGGUGCCUGUAUUCUCGCAACCUUCAUGACCGAGCGGGAGCAAGCUGCCACGAUCGCGAGCUCGGCAUUCAAGUGGGCCCGCGGUUGGAUCAAGUGGACGUCCCUCACUGUGCCUCUCCCUCCUACGCUUGGCGAGGUGUGCGGUCUGCUUCCCGUCAAGCGCGAUGCCACGCGCGAGGACAUGGCCCGCGUGUGGCUGCUGUGCUACAUCGUCGACGGCACGGAGGCGCUGCAGCGGGACAACCCUGCUACGCCCCGCCGUGAUCCGAUGGCGUACUGCCAGGUGCUGAUCCCGGACUCGCCCCUCCCUGGCGAGGCUUACCCUCCGCACGACAUCCUUCUCACGUUCCAUGCGCGCCUCAUCACCCUCCUGCGGGACUGGUAUCACAGGCGCUCGCAGCACGAGGCUGCAAUGCAGGGUGUCAACCCCGCCGCCCAGUCAGCCGCGCACGCCCGCCUUGCGUCCAGCAUCAAUGCGAGCCUCGAGUGGUGGCGCGCCGACCUCGAGAGCCACGGACUUGGACCCGAUUGGAUGCGCCAUAUAGACCUUUUCUGGGAGUUUGCGCGCAUGCUCGUGCAUGCUACGAGCGCGAAGAGUCUCGGCGGCAACCCGCGCCUGCGCUCUGCGUCGUGGGCGCACGGCAUCGAGGCCGCUGUCGGUUUCCUCGAGAAAUGCCACGCAUGGCCCUCUCGCGAAGAGCUCUGCAACCUGCCCCCGUGCUAUCUUUCUAUGAUCACCCUUGCCGGAUCCGUCCUCGUGGACGCUAUCAAGGACCAGGGUCUCAGCGGCUCGCCGUUCCAGGCCGAGGACGCGAUCCCGCUCCUGAACGAUGUCGCAGACAUGCUCUCGUCCGGUGGCCUGCCCCAGGCCCACGUCAGCCGCAACGCCGGCCAGACACUGCGGCAAUACGCGGACCAGCUGGCGCGCGUAUCAUCCGCCUAA
This is a messenger RNA of Trichosporon asahii var. asahii CBS 2479, 2499 nucleotides long. RefSeq lists its product as uncharacterized. Gene Ontology annotation, cellular component: nucleus. Gene Ontology annotation, biological process: regulation of DNA-templated transcription. NCBI's taxonomy places the organism in Eukaryota, Fungi, Basidiomycota, Tremellomycetes, Trichosporonales, Trichosporonaceae. The transcript is spliced from 4 exons. Gene Ontology annotation, molecular function: zinc ion binding; transcription cis-regulatory region binding; DNA-binding transcription factor activity, RNA polymerase II-specific. The record is from RefSeq and is a predicted model, not a curated record. The coding region runs from base 1 to 2499 and encodes 832 amino acids.